This is a messenger RNA of Diachasma alloeum, 963 nucleotides long. RefSeq names its product juvenile hormone acid O-methyltransferase. Lineage: Eukaryota; Metazoa; Arthropoda; Insecta; Hymenoptera; Braconidae. The transcript has 4 exons. The coding region runs from base 38 to 880 and encodes 280 amino acids. The record is from RefSeq and is a predicted model, not a curated record.
GUGGGCUCUCCUAGAAUUGGUUUCAUAAAUUGGAGGUAUGAACAAUCCGGAGGGUUACGUGAGAUCAAUGCAGCUUCAGUACCGCGACGCACGUGAGGUAAUUGAAGAAUUUGCUGAGGAGUUCAAAGCAAUGGACGGUAGGAUCAUUGACAUUGGCUGCGGUCCUGGGACUGUACUGAAAGACCUCUUACUCCCGAAAGUAGGAGGGAAUGCCAUUGUUGUAGGGGCUGACAUAUCUGAGGCUAUGCUUGACUACGCCAAGGAACAUCACGCAAAUGAAAAGAGACUAUCUUUUAUUGAAUUAGAUAUCGAAACAUCUGAUCUACCGACAAACUUGAUUGCCCAAUUUCAUCAUGCAACAGCGUUCUACUGUCUCAAUUGGUGCAGAAACAUUGAAGUCGCAGCGGGCAACAUUUACAAACUCCUUCAACCGGGAGGAAAAGCAAUUGCUAUGUUGAAUUCAUAUCACAUCGUCUUCGAUUUCUACCUGGAGCAGCAGAAAGAUCCAAAGUUCUCAGCCUACAUGCAAGAUGCAUUGAAAUACUUUCCCCCUCACUAUGGUUAUCCGAAUCCUGAGGAGAAGCUGCGAAGACAAUCAGAGGGAGCCGGAUUGAAGGUACUACAGUGGUCGAACAGACGGAAGGUUUUCGUCUACGAAACUAUAGAUCUUAUGCUGGAUAUUUUAAUGGCGGUAAAUCCAUUCUUGCAUCGUAUGCCGGAGGAUGUCAGUAAAGAAUACAGAAAAGACAUGGAGAUGAGGACCAGGAAUGAUCUUAGACAGAGGAUUAAAAAUGAGAAUUCUGAUGAAACUACUGUCGAUGAUCACUACACAUCACUAGUGGCAUUAUUUGAAAAACCUCGGAACGAAAUAUCAUUCUGAUUUUAAUUCAGAUCCCGGGUGUAUGUGUUCAUUAUCGAGACUUUAUGCAACAUGAUUUGUUAUGAAACAUAUAGCAGGAUAGC